Messenger RNA from Myxocyprinus asiaticus (Chinese sucker), 986 nucleotides. RefSeq names its product FKBP prolyl isomerase 1B (gene fkbp1b). The transcript has 5 exons. The record is from RefSeq and is a predicted model, not a curated record. Gene Ontology annotation, molecular function: peptidyl-prolyl cis-trans isomerase activity. Bases 191 to 430 code for a protein of 79 amino acids. Lineage: Eukaryota; Metazoa; Chordata; Actinopteri; Cypriniformes; Catostomidae.
AGUGAGUUCUGCUGGAGGAUCUGGCCGCGCGAAUAGAAUGGGUGUUGAAAUUGAAACAAUAUCUCCAGGAGACGCUGACAGAACUAUAUCUGCUGGAUUUCUUCUACACGAAGCAGUUGUCUAUUUUUUUCUUAUGAAAUGAAGAACCUUUCCGAAGAAAGGACAGACAUGCGUCGUACAUUACAUAGGGAUGCUACAGAAUGGAAAGAAGUUUGACUCAUCACGAGACAGAAACAAGCCCUUCAAAUUCAAGAUUGGUCGACAGGAAGUUAUCAAGGGAUGGGAAGAUGGAGUUGCACAGAUGAGUUUGGGUCAGCGGGCGAAGAUCACCUGUACUCCAGAUAUGGCGUAUGGGGCCACGGGACACCCUGGUGUUAUUCCUCCCAAUGCCACUCUUAUAUUUGACGUGGAACUACUGAAACUGGAGUGAACCGCUAGCUUUUACAGAGCAAAAGUCCUCACGUGAUGGAGAAACACUAGCCCCGCCCCACCAUCUUUUAUGUGCUUUGCCUAUAAAUGCCAUGUGUAGAUGCUGUUUAGUUAUUUUAAAACUUUUCUACACACCUCAACAUGUGCUCUUGUCAUACUAGGUCACAUUUUCUUGAAACUAGCUGUAUGAAUAAAAUAGAAUCAUCAAAUUAGUAUAUUAAUUUGUACCAGACAGAAUCCACUGCCUUACUGAAUUUGAGUAGGGUUGGUAUUUUACAGUAUAAUAGUUUAUAAUUCCAUAUUCUGAGGGGCAUUAAAACAACCACUGUCUGCAUUGCCACUUUUGAUAAAAGUAUAUCCUGCUGAAUGCAUAUGAUAAUGUUACUGUAUUAAGUAUAUCUUUUAUAUAUUAUUAUCCCUUAUAAAUAUUUGCUGCAAGUCUCAUGUCAAUCUACUCAUGAGAGGUGGAACAAACCGAAUAUGUACCAUGGAGUGCUUUGGCUUCAAUGAACAUUUUAUCAACUUGCUCUUAUUAAAGAUAUCUGAACUCUUUAAAA